Molecule: messenger RNA, 1713 nt
Organism: Symbiodinium sp. CCMP2456
Lineage: Eukaryota; Dinophyceae; Suessiales; Symbiodiniaceae
Source: the annotation of a GenBank genome assembly
AUGGUUAAGCUGUUGCAAAAGCUGCGAGUUUCGUGGCCAGAGCUGAGGGCUUCUGUGGAGGGGGCUUUCGAAUCUGGAUCGCACAUCAGGACGAAAGAUCUUGCACAGGCCCUGAAGCAGGUUCUGCAGUUUCGGAGGCAACUCAGUGCUGCUGUCCCGAGUAUCGAAGCUUUGUGUGAUUCCUUGGAAGACGCAACGGAACAGGUCCAUCAGCGGGAAGAGGAGCGCCUGCGGUUCAAAGCCAUGACAAGGGACGUGCUCGAUGGCCAGAACAAGGCCAAAGCUAAUGAGAUCAAGUGCCGUGGAGAUACAUCGUUUGCGGCUGCCGGUUCCAAAAACAAAGGCUCUGCCGGUUCCAAAAACAAAGGCUCUGGCGGUUCCGAGAAGAAAGACAUGCGCCAAACUCCGCGGCUGGAGAAAAACGUGCAAAUUCGAUUGCAGUUUCAAUCUCCGGAAAUCUAUAACACAGAUAUUGCCGCUGAACAAAAAUACCAGGGGAGGAUCCAUGGAUGCAAGUUCCCAGAUGCAGAUGGAAUAGGCGAGGCUACGAUGCUGCAUCCUGAGAUCGCGUUCAAUGCUUUGCCACCAAUUUUUGGAGGAAAAAGUGGAGUACAUGUCCACCUGGAGGAUUUGACAGAUCAUAAAGUCUUUUGGGAUGCUGACUUCAAAUUGCCAAUGUUUGAUCCAAUCCUGAACAUCGUUGGCAAGACGCGCAUCAAAAAGACCACGGCACCCAUGAACAUGGCAGACCAGUUCCACAAGCCUUGCGUUCCUAAGGACGACAUGAGGCCACAUUUUUUUGAUUUGAGCAUUCGGACGCUGGGCAAGUACUGGGACGAUAUCGUGGAGGAGUGGCGGCCCGACAAAGGUUUCAAGGCCAACGGCCCGGAGGCCCACAUUGGGUUUCUUGUGCAACGCAUGCCCGAGCUGUCGGCCGACGGGAAGGAGGAGGUGCUUGGCCUGUGGAAGAGAAAAGGGUCUCCAAUCGCAGCAGAAGGUGAUGUAAUUCAGGAUCCUUUCGAGCGAGCACUUGCUGGGCAUGAGGAUCCUUUCUACGAUAAGUCGAAAUCGAAGACUUAUCGCGGCUAUUACGAUCACAUCAUCAACAGGUGGGGACGCUUCAAAGAUCGACUUGGAUACCUUGCCAAAUUCGGACCUCAGUUGCUCCUUGGACUGCCACCGGAAUUAGAAGAUGCCGAUAAAGGCGAGUCGAAUCAGGGCUCGCCGAACUUCGCGAGGUUCGACAUUGAACAGGCCUCAGAGGCACUUGAGCGCAAUCUGGAGGCUGCAAAGGAUAUGGAGAGCCGGCUCGUGAAAGGCGCUGGGACAGUCAUGAAGAGGGAGGCAUGCCACCAAGUGGUGCAGCGCACGGUUGCCAGAUUGUCCGUCUUGCGGGGCAAAGUUCUUACCGCUGCAGAGACGGUCUCAGCUGCCAGGGCAGACUUAGCCGGAGCUCGGCGAAGCAGCCAGGUGGCUCUGACAGAAGCGGCCGCAACAGCGCUGGAGCAGCUUAUGCUCGCGUUGGAUGAGGCAACCUCACAUGUGGAUGCUGGUGGUGGCCAGCGCUCCCGCACCGAAGCGCAGGCUGCCAUGACAGCUGGUGGAGAGUCGCCGACGUCACCGACUUCGUCGCUUGUGGACGUGCCCCGAGGGGCUCCGGCCGAAAUGUUGCAGGAUUUGCAGACUUCUCCGAGCCUGGGCUUGUUGCUGUGA